UUUUUGUUAGUUAUGAUGUGGUCUUUAUUGCUGUUGUCUUUAGUCGGGUGUGUGGUGGCUGUGCCCCCUGUGAGCCGCUCCAGAGCUGAUAUCGAAUCAUUUAAAGCAUUCCUUGAUAAAUGCAGAACAGAUGAUGGUGUCCGCCUCGAGUCUCGCAUGCUGGCCAAUCCCAAGGCUAAGCCAUGGGAGAACUCGGGCAAGUUCCAGGGUGACAUCCUCCUCAAUGAUGAGCAGGUUGAGAUGAUGCUGCAGCAGUACUCUUCAGGAAGGAACGCUUACAUCUUCCCUAAUACCAAAUGGCCCUCGAAUACAAUUGUUUACGCUUUUAGCAAUGACUUUACAAUUCCUCAAAUGAAUGCCAUCAUUGACGCUAUGAACGAGAUCCAACGGAGGACUUGUAUCAGGUUCCGACAGAGGCAGUGGUGGGACUCUAGUUAUGUCUGGAUAACCGGCAGGCCUGACGGUUGCUACGCCAACGUAGGCUACUGGGCGUCCAUGGGCAUCCAUACCCUGAACCUCGCAGUAGACACACCAGGCCAAGGCUGUUUCUUCCCCACCGUCAUCAUCCACGAAUGGCUCCACGUCGUCGGCUUCUUCCACAUGCAGUCCACUCAUAAUAGAGAUGACUAUGUUCGCAUCGCGUGGCAGAACAUUUGGCCAGGCAUGGAACACAACUUCGACAAACUAGGAACAGACCUAGUCAACAACUUGGGUCUCCCGUACGAAUACUCGAGCAAUAUGCAUUAUGACAGAUACGCGUUCAGUACCAACGGACAGCCUACUAUGCUGCCUAUUUUUAAUGACUGGGGUUUGAUGGGUCAAAUCUGGUACGUGUCUAGCCAUGACUGGCUCCGCGCCAACAGACAUUACAACUGCCCAGGAGCCUGGAGCACGCCAGUGGAGCAGGAGGCUAUACCCCAAGACGUACCUGAACAAUGAAACUAUAUACUCACCUAUUAUAUGGAUACGGAUGUUUUAAAAUAAAAGAAAUAAACUUUUGCCAAUAACAGAAAA
Trichoplusia ni (cabbage looper) is the source of this 1014-nucleotide messenger RNA. RefSeq names its product zinc metalloproteinase nas-4-like. Gene Ontology annotation, molecular function: metalloendopeptidase activity; zinc ion binding. The transcript is spliced from 6 exons. Gene Ontology annotation, biological process: proteolysis. Lineage: Eukaryota; Metazoa; Arthropoda; Insecta; Lepidoptera; Noctuidae. The record is from RefSeq and is a predicted model, not a curated record. The coding region runs from base 13 to 939 and encodes 308 amino acids.